AUGGGUGUUCUACAACAUCAUGGACGGCGCGGUUCGCGUGCAUCAGCCCCGUCUUACCGUAACCCAGGCUUUGACCGAGACUUGGACGUCUCAAUCCCAUCGCAGUCGCUGGUGGAACAUGCCAACCUUGGUAGCUCGCCCGGCGGCAUGAUGGAGGCGUCCAGCUACAACGGCUCAAGCUACAGAACCCCCAGCCGUUCAUUUUACCAUCGUUCCUUGAAUACAAAUGCGGACCCGGCUCACUAUGCAUCUGAUGGUGUCCGAGAACAAACGGCCGAGCUUGCAACCUAUGGUCUUUCAUUGAAUAGAAAACCCUCUCGUGGCCGUACCAGCCUGCCCCCCAGCUUGGAUAUCUUUAGAGAACGUCGCUUUUCCACCAUCUCACAGAAUGAUAUUACCAGUUCCUCCUACCCUGUCGUGGAGGAGGCGAUAGAAGAAUCAGAGGCUGCCCCAGAGGAAAUACCUGUGGCUUCGUCCGCCCUGACAGAUAUGAUCCGCCAACCGGGCCAACAACCACAACCGAAAUUCACUGAGAACCAUGGCAAACCUCUUUCAGAGAUCGAACCCUUUCCUCCUCUACCUACGAUACCUACGAUUCCCAAUGAACCUGAGACUCGAGACACAGAACGGACCUCAUUACUGGCGAAGACACGAUCAAAGUCCCCGCAUCACUACGGAACAGUGGACGAUGUCGAGAAUCAAGGCGACGUCAUUGACCGGCCACCUAAUACUUUUGCAAAGGGGUUUGCUACAGCUACCGAAUACUCUCGUAUAAUAACCAACCCCAAGACUUGGAAUCGCCCUGCGAUUUGGCAGGAGGGAGUAGUGCGUCCGGUCAGCUUUCUUCCUGCAGUUUUGCUCGGCCUUUUACUCAAUGUCCUCGACGCCCUUUCGUAUGGAAUGAUUUUAUUCCCCCUGGGUGAACCGAUCUUCGCAGAUCUUGGUUGUGAUGGAAUAUCGAUGUUUUAUGUCAGCACUAUUAUUGCCCAGGUGGUAUUCUCAUGUGGUGGUUCGAUAUUCAAGGGAGGAGUUGGCAGUGAAAUGAUUGAAGUGGUACCAUUCUUUCACCAAAUGGCAUUCGCUAUCAUGAAUAGGAUUGGACAAGAUAACCCGCAGUCUGUCAUAGCGACUACAAUCCUCGCCUUUUCAGUCAGCUCGGUUAUGACCGGCCUGGUAUUCUUUUUAAUGGGAGUGUGUGGGCUAGGCUCGCUCAUUGGAUUCUUUCCACGCCACAUCCUUAUUGGUUGUAUAGGUGGUGUUGGUUACUUCCUCCUUCAAACCGCCGUCGAGGUCUCUGCUCGCCUGCCCGGAUCUCUUGAAUAUAACCUACCAACGUUGCAGAAACUUUUCCACGCUGACACGGUUGCUCUUUGGAUAAUACCGCUUUCUCUCGCGGUUGGUCUCCUCAUUUUAAAGCGUUUUAUUCGAUCCAACUUUCUCGUUGGUGUUUAUUUCAUUCUCGUUGGUGUGAUGUUUUAUGUUGUUGUUCUGUGUGCUGGAAUUUCCAUGGAUACUCUCCAUCAGAAAGGCUGGGCUUUUAAUGCCCCUUCGUCUAAUUAUCCAUGGUACCACUUUUACAGCCUCUAUGAUUUCUCGGCUGUCGAUUGGACCGCCUUUGCGGAUACACUACCAGCUAUGUUCGCGUUGACUUUCUUUGGUGUUCUUCAUGUGCCUAUCAAUGUUCCCGCUCUGGGGAUUUCGACUGGAGAAGAUAAUCUAAAUGUUGACAAUGAACUCAUGGCCCAUGGAGUGACAAAUGCCCUUUCGGGAUUUACGGGCAGCAUUCAGAAUUACCUUGUCUACACCAACAGUCUUCUCUUCAUGGCCAGCGGUGGUACAUCUCGUUUGGCUGGUCUUAUGCUCGCAGCAGCAACAGCUGGUAUUCUGGUUAUAGGCCCAGUCAUUAUUGGGUAUAUCCCAGUAAUGGUUGUCGGCGCUUUGAUCUUCCUGCUCGGUAUUGAACUACUAGAAGAAGCCUUAGUGGACACAUGGGGUAAGCUGUCGAGGCUAGAGUACCUAACAGUUAUCAUCAUCGUCGUGACCAUGGGCGCUUGGGAUUUUGUUAUCGGCAUUUUCGUUGGUAUCAUCCUAGCGUGUGUCAAUUUCGUGGUUCAAACUUCCCGCAAAUCUGCCAUCCGAGCAACCUUCUCGGGAGAGAUCGCAGGAUCGACCGUCCGUCGUCCACCGAUCCAGCAGGAGUUCCUCCAUGAAGCUGGACAGCAAACCCUUAUCAUGAAACUUGGGGGUUACCUGUUCUUUGGAACAAUCGUCAAUAUGGAGAACACUAUGCGUGGCCUAAUCCAGGACGAAGCAUUUAGCAAACAACCCAUCAGAUUCUUGAUAUUGGACUUUUCCCGAGUUUAUGGACUGGACUUCUCCGCCGCUGAGGCUUUCACCCGCAUUAAUCGCAUUCUUCGCAAGCGAAACGUUCAAACAACAAUAUCCGGCCUUAAUCUCGAAGGCGAUGUUGGAAAGAGUCUCGAAAACGUGGGUCUGUUUGAACCGGAAUCUGGUGUACCCAUCUUCGAAGAUUUGAAUUCCGCCCUCGAGUUCUGCGAGAACGAUUAUCUUAAGGUCUUCUACAGUCGCCAGGAGGCACUUAUCAACAAAUCCCUACAAUCUGCCCCAUCUAAUACCCUCCAUGUCCCCGUCCCUAACCCACCAAACAACCAACCAAGUCUCUCCGACCCCAUGGUCAACUCCCCACGAGGCCAAUACCUCCAAAGAGUGGCAACUACCACAAUCCGCGAACACGAAACCUCAAUGAGCAUGAUGACCGCCCCCGCCUGGUCCACAAUGCGCCAGCCCCUUCCUCUCCUCCUUCAAACCUUCCAAGGCCUCUCUAGUCAGAACGAAGACUUCUGGUUUCCCGCUUGCGCCUAUUUCUCACGCGAAGUCUAUCCCGCCGGAACAAUCUUGUACCAUGAAGGUGACGUCCCGCGCGCUUUCUAUCUGCUUGAGUCUGGAAUGCUCCGGUGCGAGUACGAUCUCCCUCAGGGCCGGUACUAUGAGCUUGUUGUGGCUGGCCGACCAUGCGGCGAGCUUCCAUUCUUCAGCGAUACCCGCCGCACGGCUACGGUGAAAGCAGAGCAUGAAUGUGUUGCUUGGUGUUUGAGCGAUCAGAAAUGGAAGGCUCUCCAGGAGGCAGAACCGCGAUUGGCUCGUGAACUGCUAACUGUUAGUCUGAAGCUGACGACUGAGCGUAUGGAUUGUAUUACUUCGUAUGUGUACCCUGCCAUAUCCUUUAUCUAUAUUUGA
Penicillium angulare is the source of this 3258-nucleotide messenger RNA. RefSeq names its product sulfate transporter family protein. The record is from RefSeq and is a predicted model, not a curated record. NCBI's taxonomy places the organism in Eukaryota, Fungi, Ascomycota, Eurotiomycetes, Eurotiales, Aspergillaceae. The coding region runs from base 1 to 3258 and encodes 1085 amino acids. Gene Ontology annotation, cellular component: membrane. The transcript is spliced from 4 exons.